AUGUUCCCUCGGGCUAUCCCAUUCGCUGGCAGCAUGGUUGUGAAGGAACACCAGCUGGUUGCCCUGGUGCUUUAUUUGAAGCAAUACUCGACUAAGUGGCCCUGCGACGAUCCAAGCUACGGUAUGGCUGCCAAGACAAGAAACAAGCAGGGAACUCUGGCCGUGAAAGCGGCUGAAGCCAUCAACCUUGAUGACUUGAAGCUCAAGGAGGAACUGAAGCCCGAUGUCUUUGUCACGCUGAGUAGUGCACGCGAGGUGUGUCAGGCGCGCCUCGAAAGUAAGGGCGACCUUUUGGAGAAGGAGUUCAUCGCCAGUACGGAUCAGUGGAACAAGGACUGUGAGGCGAUCGGCGAGCUCUUCACGCGGCGCCUGGGUGCCACCGAAGUGAAGCUCAGCUCCGACACAGCCGCCGAGGCAGAGAGGGAGAAGCACGAAGCAGCUGUGAAAGCCGCAGAGCAGGAGGAGCAAGAGGCACCUCCGGCACCUGAUGAAAAGGACUUGAUCGUCCUAGCGUCUUCGGAUUGGACAUGGAUCGACCAUGGCUCCAGCCACAUCAGCCAGGUUUUGGAGGAACUACGACCCGUCUUCAACUUCCUGCCGCCAGCGCAUGCCUUGGCCAGCUCUCAGCCCUCCAAGGCCGAAAGCGGCGGCGAGGCCGUGGCGGUGCCAGAAGCUCCGCCGCCCAACGAGGAGAAGCUGCGGCAGGAGAUGCGGAUCGAAAGUGUCAAGAAGGAAGAACUGGCGCGGUUGGAGAAGCACUCCGAACCCUUGCGGCUUUACCUGAUGAAGUUCGUGGUGCCAGCUUUGACGGGCGCCUUGGUGGAGCUAUGUCACGAGCAACCGGAGGAUCCAGUCGCAUACUUGGCGGAGUAUUUGGCCUUGUACUCGGAGGCCGGGUGA
This is a messenger RNA of Durusdinium trenchii, 900 nucleotides long. Lineage: Eukaryota; Dinophyceae; Suessiales; Symbiodiniaceae. The record is from the annotation of a GenBank genome assembly.